Effrenium voratum is the source of this 1135-nucleotide messenger RNA. The record is from the annotation of a GenBank genome assembly. NCBI's taxonomy places the organism in Eukaryota, Dinophyceae, Suessiales, Symbiodiniaceae.
CUUGAGGUGGUGAGACUAGCCAGGAAGAGUUGCCACGAGCUCAUCCGCAGCCAUGAAUCGCACUCAAGGAGGAGCCAACGCCGAGUCAAAGGUGCAAGGAGAAGAGGAGGCUUUGCUCGAGUGCUCCACUUCAGCAACGUCCGCAUCGCAGGAGGGCCAGGAAGACAGCCAAGUGUCGCAGGAGAGCGCAGAGGAGAUCAAGUCACGAAAGCGCUGGGCUGAUGUGGAGUCGGAUGACGAGGACCACACCCACUUUGAUUUCCUCGGUGCCAAGGGCGUGCUGAUUGAGCGCAGAGAGACGACUGAUGGAAAGGCAGAUGAGGAUGAAACUCCGGCAUCAACUGAUGAAUGGCAGGAGGUCGGGAAGACUUCCAAGAAGAAGCCAAAGGAGCCGAAGGAGCCGAAGGAGCCAACGGAGCCACGAGAGCCGCGGGCGCCGAGGCGGGAUGAGCGGAAAUCCGGCGAACACCGCCGCGGUGACCGUCGCGACCGGCGCAAAGAGGAUGACAAAGACAAGAAGGAACAGCAGCCAAGGCGAAGGAAUGACAGUGACAAGCCUGAACGCGACCAGCGCAGGAAAGGCGAUGCUGACAAGGCCGACACAAAGGAUCCAAAGCGACAGGGCCAGGGUCAGGCGCCGAAAGAGACUUGGAGAAGGAAAGACAGCCGCGAGGAGCCGAAAGAGGGGGCUGCACAGAAGGAAUGGGUGCGCGCCACCCCAAAGGACGAGGCCAAGGCGGACAAGGGUGACAAGGGCGACAAGGGUGACAAGGGCGAGGUCAGGGCCGAGAAGGCCAACAGUCGCAAGGAAUCAGAUGACAAGCCGCGGCAGCGCCAGGCCUCAGGCCGUCAGAACGAUGGCCGGGAGGGCCAGAAGAGUGAGGGCCGUGAUCGUAGGGGCGGCCGCGAUCGCGGUGGCCGGAGGUCUGGCAACGGCUCCGGCAAGGGCAACACUGCAGAGGACUGGUUUGCGAGCCGAAUGCAGGCUGCAGCAUAAAUGCAGCCAAGCAGCUCGGCACAGUGUGGGGACGCUGCCAUCCUCCCCUAAGGGCGUGGAGUGUCGCCCUUGGUUGGCUCCUUCUCCUGCUGAAUCGAGCCCACUCAAUGGCGUAAAAAUGGCGAAGUGAGUAUCCUG